Messenger RNA from Rhododendron vialii, 2944 nucleotides. Its product is annotated as isoamylase 3, chloroplastic. Bases 98 to 2491 code for a protein of 797 amino acids. Gene Ontology annotation, molecular function: hydrolase activity, hydrolyzing O-glycosyl compounds. NCBI's taxonomy places the organism in Eukaryota, Viridiplantae, Streptophyta, Magnoliopsida, Ericales, Ericaceae. The record is from RefSeq and is a predicted model, not a curated record. Gene Ontology annotation, biological process: carbohydrate metabolic process. The transcript is spliced from 24 exons.
GGCGCCUUUUCCGUUCACUCUCCCCUCCACACACACACACACACACACACACACUCUCUCUCUCUCUCUCUCUCACACACACACAAAAAUUUACUACAUGCCCACAGAUGCUCUGGUUUCAUCACAUCAGCAGGGAAUAAACAUGCUCGCCUCACCCCUCCUCGAUUCUUCUACAAUAACAAAGUCUACUUCCUUCGCUUUUGCUCUUUCUACUGCUUCCACUGCGAAUCGUUCUUUCAUUGCAGCACAUCGUCCCUCCAUCACUGGGCUGAAGUGGAGUAAGGAAGGGUCAAGUGACAACAUAGACCCAAGAGUUAUUUACAAGGGUAGACAAAGAGGUCGCGGCAGAUUUAAGAGUGUGAGUGCAUAUGGUCGCCGUGCAGAAGAACGUGUGCUUGAGGAAGAGGUUCCUCAAAUGGUAGAGAGCCGGCCGUCAUUCAGAACCUUUCCUGGUCAGGCAUAUCCACUGGGAGUUUCAGAACUUGAAAAUGGAGUCAAUUUUGCUAUUUUCUCACAGCAUGCAACUGGCGUUACGCUUUGCUUGUCACUUCCAGAGAGGGAAGAGCAUGACAAGCUAGAUGGUGGAAUGGUAGAGCUGACAUUGGAUCCUCGUGUGAAUAAAACUGGGGAUAUAUGGCACAUAUGUAUUGAGGAUCUGCCUCGGGAUGAUGUCUUGUAUGGUUACCGGGUAGAUGGUCCUCGAGGAUGGCAUCAAGGGCAUCGAUUUGACAGAAGCAUUAUUCUUAUAGAUCCUUAUGCCAAAUUAAUUGAAGGCCGUCGAGUUUUUGGUGAUUCAAGCAAUAAGAUGGCUAAAUUCUUUGGAACUUAUGAUUUCAGUAGUUUGCCGUUCAAUUGGGGAGACAAUUACAAGCUUCCCAAUAUCCCAGAGAAAGAUCUUCUCAUAUAUGAAAUGAAUGUUCGUGCUUUUACUGCUGAUGAAUCCAGUGGGAUGGAUCCAAGUAUACGUGGCAGCUACCUUGGCAUUAUUGAGAAGAUACCACAUCUUCUUGAGCUUGGUAUCAAUGCGGUGGAGUUGCUUCCUGUCUUUGAGUUUGAUGAGUUUGAAUUCCAGAGGCGUCCAAACCCUAGAGAUCACAUGAUGAACACAUGGGGCUAUUCAACAAUUAAUUUCUUUGCUCCUAUGAGUCGCUAUGCAAGUGCUGGCGGAGGACCAGCUAAUGCUUCCAGGGAGUUUAAAGAGAUGGUCAAAGCAUUGCAUGGUGCUGGAAUAGAGGUCAUUUUGGAUGUGGUCUAUAACCAUACUAAUGAGGCUGAUGAUGACAACCCUUGCACAAUUUCAUUUCGUGGCAUAGAUAACAAGGUUUAUUACAUGGUGGAUCCAAACAACAAUGGCCGUUUGCUUAAUUUCUCUGGAUGCGGAAAUACAUUGAACUGCAACCACCCUGUGGUCAUGGAACUUAUACUUGACAGCUUAAGACACUGGGUUGUUGACUAUCAUGUGGAUGGUUUCCGCUUUGACCUUGCCAGUGUUCUUUGUCGAGGCACAGAUGGCUCUCCACUUAAUGCUCCUCCUCUUAUUCGGGCAAUUGCCAAGGAUACUGUAUUGUCAAGGUGUAAAAUUAUUGCGGAACCUUGGGACUGCGGAGGCCUUUAUCUUGUUGGGAAAUUUCCAAACUGGGAUCGGUGGGCUGAAUGGAAUGGCAAGUAUCGUGAUGAUAUAAGAAAGUUUAUAAAGGGUGAUGCUGGUAUGAAGGGGACUUUCGCUACUCGGGUCGCUGGUUCUGCUGAUUUAUAUAGAGUGAAUAACCGGAAGCCAUACCACAGUAUCAACUUUGUUAUCGCACACGAUGGGUUUACUUUGUAUGACCUUGUUUCAUACAAUUCUAAGCAUAAUGGUGCCAACGGAGAAGGUGGCAAUGAUGGAAGCAAUGAUAAUUUUAGCUGGAAUUGUGGUUCCGAAGGUGAAACUUCUGAUGCCGAUGUUAAAGCUCUACGCUUCCGGCAAAUGAAGAACUUCCAUAUGGCGCUAAUGAUAUCCCAGGGAACACCAAUGAUGCUAAUGGGAGAUGAGUACGGGCAUACUCGCUAUGGAAAUAACAACAGUUAUGGACAUGAUACUUCUUUAAACAAUUUCCAGUGGGGGCAGUUGGAGGCAUGGAAGAGUGGUCACUUUAGGUUUUUCUCAGAGAUGAUAAAGUUCCGCAGAUCUCGCCGUGCAUUUGGACGUGAAAAUUUUAUCGGCAUGAGUGACGUGACAUGGCAUGAAGACCAAUGGGACAAUCCUGAGAGCAAAUUUCUUGCAUUUACACUUCACGAUAAAGAUGGAGGAGAUAUCUAUUUGGCAUUCAACGCACAUGACUAUAAUGUUAAAACUGCAAUGCCGUCACCACCACAAAAUAGACGCUGGUUCCGAGUGGUAGACACAUAUCUCAAGUCUCCUGAUGAUUUUGUACCUCAAGGUGUCCCUGACAUUGGAACAACAUACAAUGUCGCUCCUUUCUCUACAAUUCUUCUUGAGGCGAAGACAUGAGAUAUCAGGUACCUGGUUAGAGUCAGUUUCCAUCUGUUCAGAACAUUACUGGGAUUGAAGGUUCUUCAAAUAAUCGUUCACAUGGAUAUAGGAUUCACCUUUCCCAUAACACGAAGGAUCUGUAGUAUCGAAUUAAGCUGCAAAUCGCAGAAUAAAGUUUGAAUUUUUCAAACUUGUUAUAGUCAAAGUCACAUGUAAUAGGAGUACUAAAUUUGUCUAUACUAGGAAAAUAACUUUUGAAAACUCUGCACCAUCGUUAGGCUAACACAGCAAUGGUGAAUGUUCCAAAGGAAAAUUCGAUUUGGAAACAUCAGCAAGAAAUCUCCUUCUUUACUUCGUUGAAGAGUGGACUGAUGAAAAUGGUACCAGAAAUUGGAAAUUUGAGUUUUAAAUUCGACCAUAUUGGGUAAUGUCAAAUUCAAACUUCUCUUCAAAUUAGAUAAAAUUUCAGUA